Pseudozyma hubeiensis SY62 is the source of this 1014-nucleotide messenger RNA. RefSeq lists its product as hypothetical. The transcript has a single exon. Gene Ontology annotation, cellular component: nucleolus. The record is from RefSeq and is a predicted model, not a curated record. NCBI's taxonomy places the organism in Eukaryota, Fungi, Basidiomycota, Ustilaginomycetes, Ustilaginales, Ustilaginaceae. Gene Ontology annotation, molecular function: RNA binding. Gene Ontology annotation, biological process: maturation of LSU-rRNA from tricistronic rRNA transcript (SSU-rRNA, 5.8S rRNA, LSU-rRNA). Bases 1 to 1014 code for a protein of 337 amino acids.
AUGGCGCCGAAGAAGACAACAGCAACAGCCACCCCCGCUGCCAAGACAAGACCCGCCCGGGCGGCAGCUGCACCUGCAGCAACAGCCACAGCUUCCGCUAGCAAGCCAAACACAAAGAAGCGUGCAGCCGCCGCCGCCGUGGAAGAGGUUCCCUCCAAGAAAGCGACUCGAUCCAAAAAGCCAAACGCUGCUGCUGCUGCUGUUCCGGAAGAGCAGGACGCAACGGACGUCAACGAACGCGAGAUUAUCGCUUCGCUCUCGGACGUCUCUGCCGACUCCUCCGACUCUUCCGACAUCGAAGUCGACGAGGCCAACUCAUCCGAUGAAGACGACGAAGACGACCGUCUCGCCCAGACCACCCAACCACGAUCCUCGCUCGCCUCCGUCAAGCUGCCCAACUCCAAAGACGAUGUCGUCGUCAAAGCGCGUCUCGACAAGCUCCGAAAAUCCAAACCUACCGCUUCCUCCACCACUCCCGGUGUACUCUACAUCGGUCGUCUUCCCAAGGGAUUCUUUGAAAAACAACUCAAGUCCUACUUCUCCCAAUUCGGCGAUGUAACUCGUCUUCGUGUUUCGCGAAACAAAAAAACAGGUGCGAGCAAACACUACGCCUUUGUCGAGUUCGCCGACAGGGAUGUGGCAAAGAUCGUAGAGGAGACGAUGCACAACUACCUGAUCGAUGGGAGGUUGUUGCAGGUGAAAGAGGUGAGCAAGGAUAAAGUGCACCCGGAGUUGUGGGUGGGAGCCAAUCAGAAGUUCAACCGGGUCCCGGGCGAUAGGAUCGAGAGGGUGGUGAGGGGGAGGGAGAAGUCGGAGCAGCAGCAGAGGACCUCGAACCAGAGGUUGAUGGAUAGGCAGCAGAGGAGGAGGGAGAAGCUGGAGAAGUUGGGCAUCGAGUACGACUUCGAAGGGUAUACGCAGGAGGGGGAGGGUGAGGGGGAGGCGAAGAAGGAGAGCAAGGCGAAGGCGACACCGGUCAAGAAGACGACCAAGGCGAAGACGGCGAAGGCUUGA